This is a messenger RNA of Mesocricetus auratus (golden hamster), 1307 nucleotides long. RefSeq names its product lipocalin. Gene Ontology annotation, molecular function: small molecule binding. The record is from RefSeq and is a predicted model, not a curated record. The transcript is spliced from 6 exons. NCBI's taxonomy places the organism in Eukaryota, Metazoa, Chordata, Mammalia, Rodentia, Cricetidae. Bases 72 to 674 code for a protein of 200 amino acids.
GUCCUAGGGAAGACUGGAAUGUGCAGGGCUGGGAGGCACAGGGUGAGCCAGAAGCUGCUUAGGAGCUCCUUAUGACGCUCUCAGAGACGGGGAGCUGCUGGGACCUGCGGCUCUUCGCCCCAGGUGCCAUGACACUGGUGAGGGGCUGGCUGCUGCUGUUGGCCUUUAAUGUAGACCUAGCCCAGAAGACUCUGGACGAGGUGCCAUUGCAGCCAGACUUUGAUGCACGCAAGGUGGAAGGACAAUGGCUUACCAUCCAGCUGGCCACUAGCCACAGGGACCUGGUCUUGCCCACUGACCCCCUAAGACUUUCUCUCCACUCCAUUGGGACCAGAGAUGGUGGGGAUGUGGACUUUGUGCUGCUUGAGAAAGGAGAGGGGUUAUGCACAGCAAUAAACAUUACCGUCCACCCAACGGGGCUCCAAGGCCAGUACCAAGGAACCUUUGAAGACGGCAGCAUGCAUGUCCAUUUCGUCAGCACCGACUACAGCAACCUUAUUCUUUAUGUCCGCUUUGAGGACAAUGAAGUCGUCAACCUGUGGGCACUUCUGGCCAGAAGACUGCCUGAGGACCCUACAUGGCUGGGGAAAUACCUGAUGUUUGUGGAGAAAUUCCACCUUCAAAAGGCCCCCAUCUUCAACAUGGCUGACCAGUGUCCCCCAAAUAGGGCCUAGAUGAGGCUGCUGCUUGAGGCUUCUUCCCACCUGGGCCCCUUCACCUUCUGCUGCCCCAGCCUCCCUUCCUCCUCCUCACCACAGCCAGCAGCUCAGGAAGCCCCUCUGCAGCUCCUAGGGGCCUGGAGCCUGGAGCCUGGAGCCUGGAGCCUGGAGCCUGGAGCCUGGAGCCUGGAGCCUGGAGUCUGGGGCCUGGGGUCUGGGGCCUGGGGCCUGGAGCCUGGAGCCCAGAGCUGAGCCCUGUCUGCCUGGUCUUCCCCAUCCCCUUCCUCCCUGUGGCAACCAAGUCCCAUCAAAUAACACAAAGAGUCCCCAAGGCUCUCACCUGGCCUAUGGCUGAAGGAACAUUUAGGAGGUUUAAGAGCUAUGAACUUGAAAGAAGGUGAGCAAAUUUAGCUGUUCUUACAGAAAAUGCCCCAUUCUUGGACACAAAAGUUUAUUUUGGGGAUGAGGAUUGGUCCAGAGGCAGGGUGCUUGCCCAACACACCCAAGACCUGACUUCUAUUCAUCUUUGGUAGCAGGCAAAAAAAAGUAACUUGAAUACGUAGAGAUGUGACAUUCCUGUGUAACCUUCUGCGUUUUGGGAAACAUGCCCCUCACUCUGUAAUAAAUAAAAGAGACUGGUGAAAGUGA